AUGCAUCUGAGCUACAUCAUUGCUGUCCUGACCACCGUCGGUAAUGCCGUCUGUGCGGUCCCUGAUCUACAGCAGCUCAAGUCGUUGUCCGUCGCUGACGUAGCACAGCCGCCGGUCCAGAUCACCCAGUCGGAUCCUGGCGUCAGCAAGAGAUCGUUACGCGUGCACAAGUUGGAGGACGAUGAAGAUGACGGAGACGAGGACGGGGAAGAUGAGGAGAACAAGGACGAUGGGGACGAGGAAGAUAAGCUUUCACCGACGGAGGAAGAGCGAUUCUUAUCCUUAUCCUCUUUACUCGGUUUCAGUCCAGUUGCCGGGAAGUCGACUGCAAGCAUAGCACAUGGUGCAGCUUUGAAACGUGCGGAGAUCGCAAAGACGAGUUACCCAUUGAGUACGACAUCUGGUGCGCAAGCUGGACGGGUGUCCAUGCAACCGGCAACGAAUACCGCGCCGAAGGUGCAAUCUCUGAGGACGAAACCGGGGACGAAAAUCACUCCCACACUGAAGAGCGUCGAUGAAGGGGAGGUUGUGACACCGGCACGCGUGGAUGAGUUGCUUUGGGGACCGAAAACCGUGCAGAAGCUGGAUGACGUCGCGGAACCCGCGGUGAGCGGCCAUGCGAUGAUGAAAGUCAUGACAGAGCGCCAUAAGACUGUACAGAAGUACAAAGACUCGCUUACGGACCCGAAAAUGACGGCGAAAAAGUUUCGGAGUGUCGUCGAUAAAGACGAUCUCGAUCGGGGUCUUGAUCCAGACGUCAUCUACUCGACGAAGUACUUGAGCCGGUGGUUCGACGACAUCAUCAAGCAUAGUGACGAUGCCGAACUUGUCGAAAGGGGUAAGUAUUUCUAUAAGCGCAUCAACGAGAAUCCGGAUGCUUUAAAGCGGUUUGGGCCUCUUAUGGACGAGACAAGGCACGUGGAUGAUAUCACUGGUUCGCUGACUCGAUCGGCGAACGGUGCGUCGCGAAAGGAUGCGGAGGCCGCCGAACUCCUGGUUCAAGCUCACAUUAUUACCAAAAUAGUCGACCAGCGAAAAAUCAUGAAGCCUAAACUCGUAGAGAAGGCUGCGAGGAAGGAGCAGAAAGCAAUUCUUCAGAAGAUUGAGGAACAUGCGGAAGAGGCUGUCAAGGGUAAGUGGGAUCUGGAGACUAUGAAGAAAAAGCUGAAGGUGACCGAUCAGACACCCCGAGACAGCGUCCAGUACAAGGCACUCAAUGGGUUAAUUGUUAGCCGCAUAAAGAACGACAUUGUUGCGAAGGGCAGCGAUAAGAGUUUAAUGGACGAAGCUUUCGAAGUUGUUGCCGCUCUUGAGACGAAUAAGCUUGCGCAGAGGCACCUUGUCAGCGCUAUGAGCGACACGCCGGAAAACGUAAUAAAGGCGAACAUGGGCAUAGGCAGGCCGGAGUUCAGUGAGCUGCAACAACUCGACGCAGCGCAGGCAUGGGUAAUACUGCUGCGGGCCCGCCAAUUGGGUCGGCAGAUCGGGUUGUGA
Messenger RNA from Hyaloperonospora brassicae, 1494 nucleotides. Lineage: Eukaryota; Oomycota; Peronosporomycetes; Peronosporales; Peronosporaceae. The record is from the annotation of a GenBank genome assembly.